AUGGCGGAGGAUACAGAAAUGCGCGACCGCGAUCCUCCCCGGCAACAGCAACAACCAGACGAUGAAGCCAUCGAGGAGGAGCGCAUGAUGUACGGUCGCGGCAGCAUGACCGAAACCGAGCUCACUGAAAAGUACCCCAAUCGGCCUCACAUCUUUCACAAGACGCUUCCAUUUCAUGAAUUGUACACAACACUCUUCAAUCCUCUGAGCGAGAACAAAAAGAAGCCUACCGGACCAACAAUUGCACGCAAGAAACUAGGCCCUGACGUUCAGGCGCCAAAUGAUGUUCGACGCUCAAUCAUUGAGCGAUUCAUCUCGAAAUGGCGGCACGAAGUGGGAGAUGACAUAUUCCCUGCCUUUCGUCUCAUUGUGCCUGAAAAGGACCGUGAAAGAGGAAUGUAUGGCUUAAAGGAGAUGACUUUAGGGAAAAUGCUCGUGCGCGUGAUGAAGAUCAAYAAAGACAGCGAAGACGGCCACAAUUUGUUGCACUGGAAGCUACCGGGCGUCAAAUCUUCGAGCGCAAUGGCUGGCGAUUUUGCUGGGAGGUGUUUUGAAGCCAUCAGUAAACGACCAAUGCUUCAAGAACCUGGAACCUUGACCAUCGCUGAAGUCAAUGCAAUGCUGGAUCGCUUGGCUGUUGCGCAGAAAGAAGAAAACCAGCUGCCCAUUAUAGAGGACUUUUACAAUCGGAUGAAUGCCACCGAGCUUAUGUGGCUCAUUCGAAUGAUCUUGAGGCAGAUGAAGGUAGGCGCGUCUGAGAAGACCCUCUUUGAUUGCUGGCAUCCCGACGCGGAGAACUUGUUCAACAUAUCCAGCAAUCUAAGGCGAGUCUGCUGGGAACUUUACGAUCCGCAAGUCAGACUGGAAGGUGACAGUGCCGGUAUUUGUCUCAUGCAGUGUUUCCAACCUCAACUGGCCGCCUUUCAAAUGAGAUCUAUGGAGCAGAUGGUUUUAAGGAUGAAGCCGACCGAGGACGAUGCGGUGUUCUGGAUAGAAGAGAAACUCGAUGGAGAGCGCAUGCAGCUCCACUUAGUAGAGGACGAGACAGUACAAGGAGGCUAUCGAUUCGGCUUUUGGUCUCGCAAGGCCAAAGACUACACCUACCUGUAUGGCAGUGGCUUCGAAGAUGACAAUGCCGCACUUACCAGACAUAUCCGUGACGCCUUCAAGCCGGGUGUCCGCAAUAUCAUCUUGGACGGAGAGAUGAUCACGUGGGACUUCAAGCAGGAUGCUCCUGUGCCUUUUGGCACGUUGAAGACCGCCGCACUGGCGGAACAACUCAACCCCUUUGCAACUGGCAAUCGUCCGCUUUUCAAAGUGUUCGACUGCCUCUAUCUCAAUGACAAAGAUCUCACACGGUAUACCUUGCGUGAUCGUCGCAAGGCACUGUCAGGCGCUGUCACCACGAUCCAUCGUCGACUGGAAAUUCACAAGUACGAAGAGGCCACCCAGUUUUCACAGAUAGAGCCAAUGCUUCGAAAGGUCGUUGCCGAGUCUAGCGAGGGUUUGGUCCUGAAGAAUCCACGCUCAGAAUACCGCCUGAAUGACCGCAAUGAUGACUGGAUUAAGGUGAAGCCGGAGUACAUGACAGAAUUUGGAGAAUCACUCGAUUGCGUUGUAGUGGGUGGCUACUAUGGCUCUGGCAAGAGAGGUGGAAAUCUUAGCAGCUUCAUGUGUGGCCUGAAGCUGUCCAAGCAGCAAUCUGGCAAUCCCCAGAAGUGUCUAUCAUUCUUCAAAGUUGGUGGAGGCUUUGCUGCAGCAGACUAUGCUGAGAUCCGUCACCGUACCGAUGGUAAAUGGAUCGAAUGGAAUGCCAGGAAGCCGCCUACGGAUUGGGUCGUGCURGGCGGCGAUGGUAGACAGUUUGAGAAGCCGGAUGUAUGGAUCAAGCCUGRGGAUUCUGUAGUCCUCUCAGUCAAGGCAGCAUCUGCCUCGGGCUCCCAGCUAUUUGCCACGGGUUACACGCUGAGGUUUCCUCGUUUCAAGAAGCUGAGAUCUGACAAGUCAUGGCGUGAAGCACUCUCAGUCGACGACUUCAUUGAGAUCAAAGCCAGGGCAGAGGGAGAGCAGGCGGAGAAGAAGAUGAAGAUCGAUGAGUCGAGAAAGCAACGCAUAAGCAAGAAGCCGAAACGGGCUUUGGCGAUCCAAGGGCAAGAAGACGCGGUCGUGACACCAUACGCCGGUCCAGCCACGAAGGUUUUCGACGGCCUGACCUUUUUCAUCAUGACCGAAGCUCCUAAGCCGAUCAAGAAGAGCAAGCUCGAGCUCGAGCAGCUUGUUAAGGCUAGCGGAGGAAGUGUUGUUGCAUCAGCAAAAAGUCCAGAUACUAUCGUGAUCGCUGAUCGUAACGUCGUCAAGGUUGCUUCAAUCGCCAAGUACGAUAACCGAAAUAUCAUCCGACCGCUGUGGCUACUUGACUGCAUCAAGCAAUGUGAAGCGGAAUCUGGUCGCCCUUCGCUGCUUUUGCCGCUGGAACCUGACCGCCACGUUUUCCACAUGGCGACUUCCGAACAGGGGAAACAUGAUGGCAAUGUCGAUCAGUACGGUGACAGCUAUGCUCGAGAUGUCACCACGGAGGAGCUUCUAUUACUACUCGACAAGAUGCCGGCCAAGUUUGAGAACGAGCGAGACUCGCAGWAUCGCCUCGACCGAUUGGAAAUGUUUGGCGAAUCACUUGACAAUAUGAAAGGGCUGAUGUUCCAUGGACGCAUUGCAUAUUUCAGGGGAGUUUCAGAAUCUACCUUUCGCGUAUUCAGGUUCGCUGGUGGCCAGGUGGCUGAUUCGGUAGACACUGAUGGCCUCACACACGUGGUUGUUGGACCGGGCUGUUCGGUGGCAGAUAUCAGAAAAGAGGUCUCAAUGAGAUCGCAGCUACCAAGGAUUGUCAAGGAGGAUUGGGUAACCGAUAGCUGGUCGGAGGAAACUCGACUGGACGAAGAACAAUUCGCUCCCUGA
Molecule: messenger RNA, 2955 nt
Organism: Ramularia collo-cygni
Lineage: Eukaryota; Fungi; Ascomycota; Dothideomycetes; Mycosphaerellales; Mycosphaerellaceae
Product: probable DNA ligase 4
Exons: 2
Coding region: 1-2955 (984 amino acids)
Biological process (GO): DNA recombination; double-strand break repair via nonhomologous end joining; DNA biosynthetic process
Cellular component (GO): DNA ligase IV complex
Molecular function (GO): DNA binding; ATP binding; DNA ligase (ATP) activity
Source: RefSeq, a predicted model, not a curated record